This is a messenger RNA of Fonsecaea erecta, 681 nucleotides long. RefSeq lists its product as hypothetical. NCBI's taxonomy places the organism in Eukaryota, Fungi, Ascomycota, Eurotiomycetes, Chaetothyriales, Herpotrichiellaceae. The record is from RefSeq and is a predicted model, not a curated record. Bases 1 to 681 code for a protein of 226 amino acids. The transcript has a single exon.
AUGACUGUUAUUCAGCAUGUCCAACCCUGGCUCGUUCUCAUGGUCGAGCCCCAUCCAGCAGACCAGACAAUGUCCCGUUGGCGCCUGAUUGAGGAACCAUCGCCUCACGCGCCGGUCGCUUACCAGGGUGACGAUCCCGACGUUGAAGAGCGUGUCACGACUAUGAUCUGCGUCGACGGCUCGCGGCCGACCGACGUGCACAUCCCGCGUGCGCUGCUGGAAAGCAUUGAAAAGAUCGGCCUGCAUGCGGACCACCAACCAUACCUCAACACCGCCGUCUUUCCCCAUCUGCGGGAGAUUUUCGACAACGGCGACGUGCCGUACUAUGUAGCCCAGCACCUGGACCGUGGUGGACUGGAUGUGCGCGAAGAAGAGCACCUGGAUAUGGUAAUCCUGCGGAAUCGGGCCAAAAUACACAGCCAAGUCAAGCCCGCGUUGCCGGGCUGGAUCAGAGACGUCGUCGACGACCCGGCCCGCCAGAUCGAACUCAAAAUCCGCAUCUCGAUGGAUUUCCGCACCAAGACAGAGCAGCAAGGUCCCAUGCGGGUGUCUUACACCAACGGAGUCGUGCGGAUCGUUUCAGACGCGUGGUUGCUUCCGCCGGCGAACCUCACCUAUUGCUGGAGAGCAGGCCGACCCGUGUUCACCGUCGAGCGGCCUAUCCCCAACUAUGCUGUAUGA